This is a messenger RNA of Cheilinus undulatus (humphead wrasse), 4216 nucleotides long. RefSeq names its product transient receptor potential cation channel, subfamily C, member 6a (gene trpc6a). The record is from RefSeq and is a predicted model, not a curated record. Bases 111 to 2828 code for a protein of 905 amino acids. Gene Ontology annotation, cellular component: membrane; cation channel complex. The transcript has 14 exons. Gene Ontology annotation, biological process: regulation of cytosolic calcium ion concentration; manganese ion transport; calcium ion transmembrane transport. NCBI's taxonomy places the organism in Eukaryota, Metazoa, Chordata, Actinopteri, Labriformes, Labridae. Gene Ontology annotation, molecular function: store-operated calcium channel activity; inositol 1,4,5 trisphosphate binding; protein binding.
AGUCGUGUAAAUAAAAGUGUAGUGGGACCCAGAAGGAUGCAUUCUUUCUCAAGGACACUGAAGGACCGGAGGAGAGGAGGGUGGAGGGACAAAAAGAGGGAGACCGAGUCAUGUCACGCACACUUGAUAACUCCUAUGAAGCGGGAGCUAACCCUAGCUUGCUGAUCACCUCUGGGAUGAACCACAGAGCGCCAGCCGUUCAUCACAACUGCCGACCUGUGGGUCACCAUGACAGCCCCAGAGCUCGGAGUCGCGACAACCUGCUGAUGUACGAUGACUUUGGAGAGGAAAGCUGUUUCUCUGGACGAUGCCUUGGACACAGCAGCUCAGAGAGACAGCUCUUGGCUCCUCUCAGCGCUGUUAAACGACGCCAGGCCCUCCGUGGUCCUGCCUACAUGUUCUCUGCUCCCUCCAUCAGCCUGUCAGAGGUGGAGCAACGUUUCCUGGAGGCUGCAGAAUACGGAAACAUACCAGAGGUGCGGCGCAUGCUGCUCCACGUGCCCAACUUAAAUGUCAACGCGGUGGACUACAUGGGCCAGAAUGCAUUGCAGCUGGCUGUGGCUAACGAACAUCUGGAGGUGACGGAGCUGCUGCUUGGGAGGCCGGAUUUGGCCAGAGUGGGUGACGCCCUCCUGUUAGCUAUCAGUAAAGGUUAUGUUCGUAUCACAGAGGCAUUGCUGAGUCACCCUGCAUUUAGAGAUGCCCAUCGUCUGACAGCAAGUCCUGCUCAAGCAGACAUGUUGGAUGACUUCUACGCUUAUGAUGAAGAUGGAACAAGGUUUUCUCAUGAUGUGACUCCAGUAAUCCUCGCCGCUCACUGCCAGGAGUAUGAGAUCGUCCACACUCUGCUGAGCAAAGGUGCUCGCAUUGAUCCCCCUCAUGAUUACUUCUGCGGCUGUGACUCCUGUAACUACCAGCAGCAGUUUGACUCCUUCAGCCACUCACGAUCCAGGAUCAAUGCCUACAGAGGACUCGCCAGUCCUGCUUACCUUUCUCUGUCCCAUGAGGACCCAGUUCUGGCUGCUCUGGAGCUCAGCAACGAACUGGCUAUGCUGGCUAAUAUUGAGAAAGAAUUCAAGCACGAUUACUGCUGUCUUUCCAGCCAGUGUAAAGACUAUGUGGUAGGUCUACUUGAUCUGUGUCGCAGCACCGAGGAGGUGGAUGCCAUUCUGAGUGGAGAAACUGAUUCUGAAGACUGCUAUGAUAUACCAGGUCGCCCAUCUUUAGCACGGCUUAAAUUAGCCAUCAAGUAUGAACUGAAAAAGUUUGUGGCUCAUCCAAACUGCCAGCAGCAGCUUCUGAGCAUCUGGUAUGAGAACCUGCCUGGCCUGAGACAACAAACCACAGCUGUCAAGCUCCUGGUGGUGCUGGCUGUGGCAAUAGGACUGCCUGGACUGUCUCUGGCUUACUGGAUCGCUCCAUGCAGCAAAUUUGGGAAGGUGAUGCGAAGCCCAUUCAUGAAGUUUGUUGCCCACGCCUCGUCCUUCACCAUUUUUCUGGGUCUUCUCAUCCUGAACGCCGCAGACCGUUUUGCAGGCACCACCCUGUUAGCAAACAUGACCCACCAUGAGCUCCCAGGAGGACCCCAGCACAACUCUGACCCCCUGCUGCUCUACCGCAUGACCACCACACCCUUCACAUGGAUGGAGAUCCUCAUCAUUUCAUGGGUCAUGGGAAUGAUCUGGGCCGAAGUGAAGGAGAUCUGGAGUCAAGGGCCGGGCGAGUAUCUGCUCGAGCCGUGGAACUUCCUGGACUUUGGGAUGCUGGUGAUCUUCCUCACCUCCUUCAGCUGCCGGUUCUCCACUCUGAGACGCGCCCACUUAGCUCAGACCUACGUGCGCACUCACUACACAACGCUGAUUAAUGUCACGCUGCCUCCAGAGAUACACUACUUCACACUGGCUCGUAUCCACUGGUUACCGUCAGAUCCUCAGCUGGUGUCGGAGGGCUUGUACGCUGUUGCCGUGGUGCUCAGCUUUUCCCGUAUCGCUUACAUCCUCCCAGCCAAUGAGAGCUUCGGCCCUCUGCAGAUCUCUUUAGGAAGGACAGUCAAAGACAUCUUUAAGUUUAUGGUUAUUUUCAUCCUGGUGUUUCUGGCCUUCAUGAUCGGCAUGUUCAACCUGUACUCUUAUUACCUGGGAGCAAAGCAGAACGACGCCUUCACCACCCUGGAGGAGAGCUUCAAGACCCUCUUCUGGGCCAUAUUUGGACUGUCAGAGGUCAAGUCUGUCGUGAUCAAUAACGGACACAAAUUCAUUGAGAACAUUGGCUACGUGCUCUACGGGGUUUAUAACGUUACCAUGGUGAUAGUGCUGCUCAACAUGCUCAUCGCUAUGAUCAACAGCUCGUUUCAGGAGAUUGAGGAUGACGCUGAUGUUGAGUGGAAGUUUGCACGAGCUAAACUCUGGUUUUCUUACUUUGAGGAGGGAAGGACGCUCCCUGUGCCCUUUAACCUCUUCCCCAGUCCAAAGUCUGUGCUUGGACUGGCUAUGGCCAUCAAAUCCCUGCUGCUGUCCUUUGUAUCAGGACACAGUGAGCAGAAAACAGAGACACAGCUCAACCAGCUUGGGGGAAGCAAAAACUCAGGAUUUGUUGCUUCUACCAGCCCAACCAGAUAUCAGAAAAUCAUGAAGCGGUUGAUAAAGCGAUACAUUAUUAAAGCUCAAGCAGACAGAGAGAGUGAUGAGAUCACUGAAGGAGAGUUGAAAGAGAUAAAGCAGGACAUUUCAAGCCUACGGUACGAGCUGCUGGAGGAGAAAUCACAGAACAUGGAGACACUGGACGGACUGUUGAGGAGGCUGGGAGAGAUGAGCACACCUGCAGAUUAGAACCACCUGAUGAUGAGCACAUAGAGUUGUAAAAACUUUAAAGACUUCGGUUUGUCUGUUGUACAUAUACUAUGGUAGCCUCUAAAACUCGAUAUAGAAAUAUGAAAAUGUAUGCGUAUUGAAAUUAUCUAUUUAUGUCAUUCCUUUUGUUAUAAAACACACAAAUCCAAAGAACAGUUUUGAAUCAAUCAAGUAAAGUACUCAUUUAUUCAAGAUGAAAUGCAAUAAAAACUCCCUCUGAAAGAAAAGUCAGAGGCCUCAGUUUGUCCUCCAACUCCUACAAAAAUAUUCCACCAUAAUCACUUAAACCUUAACAAACAAAAAUACAUAGAAGUACAGCACUGUGCAGAACUUUUAGGAAUGUUAGGACCAAAAGAUCAGUCUGAAGUAGUGCUGCCUGAAGGCACUGUGGGGCUGGAAGGAUUGACACAACAGUGCUCUGUAUGUCUUUGCAUAUUACCUGAAGCAUUAGAAAAUAAUGUGCUGAAAUUAUAACAAAGUUCAGACCUUUAGGGCGGAGUAGCAAGUAAGGACAGCCUAAGGUACUGUCUCAUCAGGUAGUAGGGCUGCCAUGAGCUCCAGGUUUUGAUGUGGAUAUCCCAAGGGCCGAAAAAAGAUGUAUGCCAUCGAGCUUGACCUUGACUUCCAGGCGACAUGAAUACGUCAAUGUGUCGAGCUUUACCUCCCCCCCCCAGGUUGUGGUACAUAAGGCCCACGAUGAAUCCUUCAUAAGUUCAAAAUGAGCAUCAGAAUGGGGAAAAAAGAUGAUUUCAGUGACUUUAGGCCUGCCAUUGUUACUGGUGGUCUGGCAGGCUCUUAUGUUAGUUCUGACCAUACCAUAAAUUUUGCAGCACAAAUCAAGAUCAAUCCAGUUUUGCUGAGUUCCUGUUAACUGUAAUCUCAGUUUCCUUUUCUUAGCUGAUAUGAUUGGCCCUCCUUGUGCUCUCCUGCUUCUGUAGCCCCUCAGCUCAAGGUUCAACAUGUUGUGCUUUCAGAGAUGAUCUUCUGCAUACCUCAUCUGUAACAACUGGUUGAGUUAUUUUUGCCUCUCUGUCAGCCUGAGCCUGUCUGGUCUUUCUCCUCUGAACUCUCUCAUCAACAAGGCACUAUUUUCUGUGAACCCUAGAGACAGUUGUGAGUAAAAAUCCCAGUGGACAAGCAGUUUGACCAAUCCAUCCAUGGCAGGUUCAAAAUUACUUGUAUAACCUUUCUUCCCUUCUGAUGCUCAGUUUGAACUUCCCCUUGAUCAUGUCUACAUGAAUAAACACAUUGGUUGAUGCCAUGUGAUUCUCAGAUUAGAUUUAUGGUUUAAUGACUGUUGAUUUUAUAUUACAAACAGUUUAAUUUUACAUAUUUUUGCUCAAACCUCUAUUUUAAAUAGAAAGAAU